AUGCCAUUUGGUUUCUACCACGAGGUGGUAUGUACUAUAUCUAGAAGCGCACUAUGGUCAUUCUUCAGUGAUAUCAAGCUUGAAGACGUUGACAAUGUGCCUCCAGAAUCACAACCUUUUAUAGUUGCCGCUACUCAUCACAACAUGAUUGUCGACCCUGCAGUCUUAUCUGUUACAUUUCCCAACAAACGUCGGCUUCACUACUGGGCCAAGGACAGCAUGUUCAAAAAUCCGUAUGCUGCUUCAUUCUUAAAUGAUUGUGGUGUUGUACCAGUUGAUAGAACGACUAAAAACAAUUCCUUGCUUUACGCUUCGACCUUCGAAGUUUUGAAACUGGGAGAAGCAGUAGCAGUAUUUCCAGAAGGAACCAGCCAUACUCUGCCAAGAUUGGGUACUUUCAAAGAUGGCACUAGUUUUGCUGCUUUGGAAUAUGCGAAAAUCAACCAUGAUGAGGGGCUCAAUAAACCUGCUCCAAUCUUACCUGUUGGUAUUGUGUAUCCUGAGAAAUCGAAAUAUAGAAGCGUUGUUAUUGUUAAAUAUGGAAAGCCCAUUCCCAUUGAACCGUAUUUGCCUCUGUAUUUACAAGACCCCAAGAAAGCAGCCAAGCAAUUGACGAGGGCCACUGAGCAAGCCAUGGAAAAGCUCACGGUGAAUGCACCUGACUGGGAUAGUAAGUAUGCUGCUGACAUGGCCAGAUGGUUAUUAUUCCCGGGUGAGAAUGGUCUGAUGAAGGACUAUAUACCAAUUACUCAGAGCUUGAUAAAUGCAAUGCAUUCACUGGGUGAAAAGGAUGUCGAGAUUGCUAAACUUCAAAAAAGUCUGGUUGUAUACAAAUUGGAACUGGAAUCUUUGCUACUGAAGGACGCACAAAUUGCCAAAUAUAACGAAAAGAAUAUUACAGCCAUCUCAACCACCGUGCAAUUAUUACAACGUACAGCUGCUAGUUUAAUCGAUUUACCCUUAUUUUUACCGGGCCUGGUAGCCCAUUUACCACUGUACGUAGCUGGUUAUAUUGCUGGUCAUGUUGAAAUUUACGAGGAGGUAAGAGCCCAAAACAAAAUCUUCUUUGGAAUGGCACUCGUACCUCUGAUUUAUUUGGUGUCCUUCAUCUGGGGUUGGUUUGCUUUAUUUGGUGGCACCUUCUUGGGUUUCUUUACUGCUUUGGCUACUUUAGGUGUAUUUGUCUGGUACCAUGUCACUUCAAUUGACGAACGUUAUGAAAAUUUCAAGGAUUUGCAAGGCAGAUGGCGCUUGUUUGAUGCUGUGGUACUUGGACGUGGCAUGUGGAGACGCAAAGAUCGCAUUCUGGAAUUGAAGAAGUUAAGAACUGAAAGUUUGGCUCAAGUUCGAAAGAUGAUCACUGCAUACAAAUCAACAAAUGACGAUGUCCAUGUGGUUUGGUUAGCGCUUCGUCAGCGUGUAAGACAAUUUGGUGAAGUAUCCAAGCUUCGCUCAAAGAAGAAGGCGUUAGCAAAGCAGUAUGAGUGGUGCUUUGAAGGUUAA
This is a messenger RNA of Mucor velutinosus, 1503 nucleotides long. RefSeq lists its product as uncharacterized. NCBI's taxonomy places the organism in Eukaryota, Fungi, Mucoromycota, Mucoromycetes, Mucorales, Mucoraceae. The coding region runs from base 1 to 1503 and encodes 500 amino acids. Gene Ontology annotation, biological process: phospholipid biosynthetic process. The transcript has 5 exons. The record is from RefSeq and is a predicted model, not a curated record. Gene Ontology annotation, molecular function: glycerol-3-phosphate O-acyltransferase activity; glycerone-phosphate O-acyltransferase activity.